AUGUCUCACGCAGUGACAGCUGAGUGUCUCCUUCCCACCUUGUCUCGGAUAUGGCGCAAUGGCCUAUCGAAAGAAGCGCUUCAUGGGCCGGGUCGGAUAGGGGUUUGUGUCAGUGGUGGUCCUGAUUCUAUCGCUUUGGCGUAUCUGCUCAAGCAGGCUCCUAGGACUGACCCUGGUAUGCGUGUCGAGCCUCUUGCCUUUAUCGUGAAUCAUAAUGCCCGCCCCAAAAGUCGCAAGGAGGCUCAUUUUGUCGCCCGCUACCUGGAAAAGCUCGAAACUGUUGUUCUGGAUAUAGACUGGGGCAAAGGUCUGGAUCCGACGAGCCUUCCCGACUUUGAGAUGCUGGCCCGGAGAGCCCGGUAUCGGCUGAUCGCUGGAGAGGCCAUACGAAGAAAUAUCCACCAUCUUUUCCUGGGCCACCAUCAGGAUGACCAGGUAGAGACGAUUCUGAUGCGGUUGAUUCGAAAUCCAAAUACAUCCUUUCUGGGACUGCAAGGCAUGUCCGAGCAAAGUGCAGUACCUUGCUGCGAGGACAUCCGAGGAGCCCAUGAGCUGGAACAAUACGAAAGGUUUCCGCACUGGCUUCAUCAGUUUGACAGAACAAUCUACAACGACAUCGAGGAUAACGAUAGCGUUAACUUUGGGAAACAAGUCACAGUGGCUCGGCCAGAUGGGCUGCUGAUCCACCGUCCCCUCCUACAGUUUCCCAAAAGCCGUCUCCUCGAGACAUGCAAAGAGAACGGCAUUAUAUACCAAAGAGACAAAACUAAUGACGAUCCAACUCUAACUCUACGAAAUGCCAUCCGACAGUUGAGGAGAAGUCAAAGUGGUUUAACACGUGAUCAGCAUCUUCCUAGAGCGCUGCAGGCCCGGUCCAUCCUACAGCUCUGUGACCGGGCACGCGAGUUAGCCUUGUCUCUGGUGGAGCGAGGAACCGAUAUCCUAAGGAGGAUCAAGGUGGAUACUUUCGACCUCCGCUCCGGUAUGAUGACAAUAAGUCUCUCGAAAGGUUUUGUUGCGGCGUGCGAGGCCGAUCCUGCAGCUGGCGCCAAUGCCCUGGCACGCCUGACAAGCGUGGUGAGCUACCAAUCCAGGGACGAUGUGCCCACGCUUGUGCCUCAUGACCGCCUCGUGGACUUCCUUGAAGCCAUGCGAUCUCGCGGCCCGAAAUCUCUUACAAUACAAAAGGUGCUGCUCGAGAUGUUGGAAGUUGAAGGAUCGAGUAUUGAGUUCGAGACAGUUAACUGGAGGCUGUCACGGCCGCCGAUGCGCUCAUCCGAAAUUCGACUAGUCCACCAGGGAUUCCUUCCCAAGAUAGCCCAGGGCGAUAUCGGUCUCGGCUCCAGUUCGACAUGCCAGUCAGCUGUAGAUGCGGCCGAAAGCGUGUGGUCAGAAUGGCUUCUGUGGGACCAUCGAUACUGGGUGCGUGUAAGGGCAAAGAGUGCCGCAAGCCUCUCAGAGAUUAACAUUCGCCCAUACCAGGCGUCUGACGCAGCACAAGCAUUCGGGACAACGGAAAACGAAUCGGCCAGGCUGCGCAGGAUAUUGGCGCAGGCAGCUCCGGGGAAAACGAGAUAUACUUUGCCAGUCUUAACUGUCAGGGGCAGAAUCUCAGUGUUUCCAACAUUGAACAUUAUAAUGCCCGAAGAUCCCUCAAAAGAAAAUGGAUCGACUCUCACUCCACACUCAAUCCUCGAGUGGGAGAUCUGCUACAAAGUCAUGGACCAACCUUUUAUCAAUGAGCAAGUCAAGACGAUCGAAUGGCGAAAUGCGAUGGUGAACAGGCGCUGA
Messenger RNA from Capronia coronata CBS 617.96, 1791 nucleotides. RefSeq lists its product as uncharacterized. Gene Ontology annotation, biological process: tRNA processing. Bases 1 to 1791 code for a protein of 596 amino acids. Lineage: Eukaryota; Fungi; Ascomycota; Eurotiomycetes; Chaetothyriales; Herpotrichiellaceae. The transcript is spliced from 3 exons. The record is from RefSeq and is a predicted model, not a curated record. Gene Ontology annotation, molecular function: ATP binding; ligase activity, forming carbon-nitrogen bonds.